AUGAACCUCUAUAACUGCACUCCCCCGUAUAGCAGCCACCAGCCACAUGUGGCUACUGGGCGCUUGAAAUGUGACCAGUACAAACUGAGAUGUGCUCCAAGUGUAAAAUACACACUAAAUACUGAAGACUUAGUAGGAAUAAAAGAAUAUCGGUUGAGGAAAGCCGGGCCUCAGGUCAGCGGUGGUGUCUGGGCUGCCUUCCUUCCCAGCUCUUCUCAGAACCCUACAAAGCAGGAAGCUGCCCCGGACGUUCUCCUGGAGCAACUGCCAACCUCCCCGCGGGACGUUUGCCUCCGGCCCAAGGAGAAACGUUCCCCCUGGAGGCUGAGGUUGCGGGCGGCCCUGGUGGCCAACAGGUCCCCGACCUCCAGGCCCGGCAGGCUUGUUUCUAGCUGCGUCCAGCCCCCGCCCCGGCUCAGCGCGAUGCAGCGGGGCCUGGUGCAGGUGCAGCCGGAGGUGGUGCAGGCCCCGGGGCAGCUGCAGUCACAGGCCGAGCAAGCCGCGCCCUCCGAGAGCACCGGGCCUCUGGCGGUCGAGGCCGAGAAGGCCGGAACCAGGCGCCCGCACCUCAGGAUCUUCCCGGUUAGCCUCCUGAAGCUCGGCGCUUUCAGCCAACAGGGAGGCGGCCAGGCCAGGGCCACGCAGCACGGCUCCAAGACGGAAGUCGGACACCGGAAAGGGAGUGUGGAGGGGCCCUGCGGCUGGGGCUGUCUGGUUUUCCCCUGGUGUCAGCGUUUUAACAACGUCCGUUGCUUCCUGAUUUUCUUCUGCAUUCUGGUCACGGCUCAAUGUGUUGUGUUUGGUCUUGUAGAUCUGAGCACCGAGAGCUUUAAGCAGGAAAAUUACUUGAACAUCGUUGAGAACGUAUUCUUGUCAUUGACUUACGAUAUUUCAUCCUGCCUGGUGGUAGUGUUUAUUGCAUACUAUGGAGGGAAAGGAAACAUACCAAGGUGGAUUACAGUCUCCUCCUUUUUAGUAGGGUCUGCAUCACUCUUAUUUGCUUUUCCAUACUUUCGUGUUGAAGAUUCUCAAAGGAAUGUAGAAAUUGAAGAUAUUUGCCAAGCAGUGAAGACUGUCAAGCCUUGCUCGAAAGCUCCAUUAUCAUUCCGAUCAAACUACAUGACUUUCUUCAUCCUUGGGCAGAGUGUGCAGGGAAUAGCAGCCAUACCUCUUUAUGUCCUUGGAGUAACCUUUAUUUAUGACAGCGUCGCCACACACUCAGCUGGUAUUUAUCUAGGCAUUGUGGAAGCUGUAGGAAUACUCGGAUAUUCUUUGGGUUAUACUAUAGGAGCACCCCUAAUUAAGGUCUUUGUGGUAUCUGUGAAUAGUACUUCUGAGAAAAGUGUUGGAGACAGUGGUGAUAAAGAACGUUGGCGGCAGACUUGGUGGAGUUAUUUUGUUAUUAUUGCAGUUAUUGCAUGGUCUACAUUAAUACCAUUUUCAUGCUUUCCACAGAGUUUACGAGCACCUCUGAUGGGAGAGCUGGAUCUGAAAUGUGCAAGGGUCAUGUAUUCCCCCAGGGUACACCAGCCAGCUAUCACCUUGGUGGGAGGUGGGGCUGGAGACAGCGUGGAUAGAGCCAGUCAGACUCUGAUCAAGAAUCCAAUAUUUGUGUGCCUAUCUCUGUCCAGAGCUUCAGAAUCUUUAGUUAUGAUGGGAGCAUCUGAAUUUUUGCCUAUAUAUAUAGAAAAUCAGUUUAUAUUAACACCCAGUGAGGCAACUACACUUGCAGGACUUGUUUUACUUCCAGGAGGUGCACUUGGCCAGAUUCUGGGAGGUAUCAUUAUUUCCAAGUUACACAUAUCUUCUAAAGGCCUUAUGAAAUUUGUAAUAAUUACAUCUGCUAUAUCCCUUGUACUGCUUGCAUUUGUAGUUUUUGUAUACUGUGAUCCAAUACCAUUUGCUGGGAUCACUGAAGAUUAUGGUGGAGCAGGGCAGUUGGGAAACCUGACAGCUCCUUGCAAUUCUCAUUGUAAAUGCUCAUCUGCAUUUUAUUCUGCUACAUGUGGAAGAAAUGAUAUUGCAUAUUUUUCUCCUUGCUUUGCAGGUUGUACACAGUCUAAAUCAUUCAAGGCUAGCAAGACAUACUACAAUUGUUCUUGCAUUAAAGAAGGAUUAACAACCGCAGAUGAUCAAGGUGAUUUUAUUGAUGCUACAAGUGGGACAUGUGAUUCAAAGUGUUAUAAAUUACCUUUGUUCGUUGCUUUUAUCUUUUCUACAAUUGUAUUUUCUGCUUUUGCUGAUGUACCAGGCAUCCUGACCAUCCUUCGGAUUAUGUCUGACAAACAGCGUCAUCUGGCCAUGGGUAUGACCUUUGUGAUUUUGAGAAUAUGUGGGACUAUACCUGGACCAAUAAUUUUUAAAAUAAUAAGAGAAACUUCUUGCAUCUUUCGGGAUACUGAGCGCUGUGGAAGCACUGGAAAUUGUUGGAUCUAUUACAAGACAAAAAUGGCCUACCUAUUGGUAGGAGUAUGUAAGUGA
Molecule: messenger RNA, 2481 nt
Organism: Cervus elaphus (red deer)
Lineage: Eukaryota; Metazoa; Chordata; Mammalia; Artiodactyla; Cervidae
Product: solute carrier organic anion transporter family member 6A1-like
Exons: 14
Coding region: 1-2481 (826 amino acids)
Biological process (GO): sodium-independent organic anion transport; transmembrane transport
Cellular component (GO): membrane
Molecular function (GO): protein binding
Source: RefSeq, a predicted model, not a curated record